AUGCAAAUUUGUUCAAUAGUAUUGUGGCGUAAUAAUAUUGUCACUAUUAAAUCUAAAGGCAGUCUUAUGAUUAUUCAUUUAUUACUACUAUUAUCAUUUCUUAUCUUUAACGUUCAAACAACAGAACAGCAACAAUCGAAUUCUGAUUCAUCAAGUAAACAAACUCAUCCACGUGUCGAUCAUAACGAAGUACAAUUAUUUCAGCAAAAUAAAACAAUUGGCUCGCGAUCGCGAAAUCAGUUUUUAAUAACAACUAAACGGAUAGUUCAACGUAAGAAACAGAAACAUAAUUACAACAGAGUACAGCAAACGUCUGAAAAAAAAGCUAAUGAAUUUAAUGUGAUACCAGAAGGAAUAAAUUAUCCAAACGAUACAAGUUUACAUGCAUCGAGAAAUCAAUUAGAAUCAUUUAUAAAUGUAUUAUUUAGACUUUUACGCAUGGAAAAACCAUCGAAUAUAUCUGCUUUUUCGGUUGAUAGUAUUUUCAAAGCAAAGAUAAUGAAAUUAUCAUAUCAACAUAGGUUUUCACAACAAAACGAAACUGAGACUAACCAAUAUCGGUCACACCACGUAUUAUCAAGAAAUAAAUGUUUACCAUCAAGUCCAUGUUGUAGACGUCCAUUAACAUUACAUUUCAAUGACUCACAUUUAUUAAAUUUCAUUUUGUAUCCACGUGUAUUAGACAUUGGCGAAUGCGUUGGUCUAUGUGGUUUUUCAUCAGUGAACCAGUUAAAAAUAACAAAUUCAUCACAACAUAAUUUAUCAUCAAUAAAAGAACAACAUAGUGGUGUUAAUGACAGAUGUUGUUCAUUUUCAAGAACAGGCGGCUUAGAAUUAUUUUUUGCAACGGAAAAGAAAUCUGUUGUUCAACUUUUUCUGCCACACAUGAUUAUUGAAGCAUGUAGGUGUUCAUCAGCGUUAAUUGUUUAA
Messenger RNA from Didymodactylos carnosus, 930 nucleotides. Lineage: Eukaryota; Metazoa; Rotifera; Eurotatoria; Philodinida; Philodinidae. The record is from the annotation of a GenBank genome assembly.